Molecule: messenger RNA, 2585 nt
Organism: Linum trigynum
Lineage: Eukaryota; Viridiplantae; Streptophyta; Magnoliopsida; Malpighiales; Linaceae
Source: the annotation of a GenBank genome assembly
CAUUACUAGGUUAAUCUCGUAAAUUUAAUUUGAUCUCAUUUUUCACCGCUUUUUGAUUUUUUGUUUUCUUCCUUUGGAAAAAUACGUGGGGUUGGUAUUGAGAGGGCGUCGUGGUGGUGGUGGUGGGGAUUUUCUGUUCGGUGGAGAGGAAGGGGAAAGGGAUUUUUGAAAAUUCCUCGCCGCUUUUGGAAGAAUCGAGAAGAAGAAAUGACGCGACCGCUGCUGCUGCUGCCGCUGCCGGCGAUGCAAUUUGUCGGGCUCGCCGGCGGGUGGUGGAACGAGAUCAACGAGUCCACUCAGUGGCAGGACGGGAUUUUCUACACUCUUUCCGGCGCUUUUGCCCUCGUCUCACUGAUUGCCUUGAUUCAAUUAAUUAGGAUCGAGUUGAGAGUGCCGGAGUAUGGCUGGACCACGCAGAAAGUAUUCCACCUUAUGAACUUCAUUGUUAAUGGAGUACGAGCCCUGGUGUUUGGAUUUCACAUGCACGUGUUCGGUUUGCAUCCUAAGGUCUUAACGUUGCUGUCACUGGAUCUGCCCGGGCUCCUGUUCUUCUCUACAUACACCCUGCUUGUUCUGUUUUGGGCUGAGAUAUAUCACCAGGCAAGGAGUUUGCCGACAGAUAAGCUUAGGGUUUUCUACAUUUCCAUAAAUGCCAUAAUAUACUGUAUACAGGCUGUCAUCUGGGUUUACCUGUGGGUUAAUGACAACAAUGUUGUGGAGUUGAUUGGGAAGAUAUUCAUUGCAGUGGUAUCCAUUAUUGCUGCAUUAGGAUUUCUAUUGUAUGGAGGAAGACUCUUCUUCAUGCUCAGGCGCUUCCCAAUCGAAUCGAAAGGGAGAAGGAAGAAGCUUCACGAGGUUGGAUCAGUCACAGCAAUUUGCUUCACAUGCUUCCUUAUCAGAUGCUUUGUGGUCCUUCUAUCCGCUUUCGAUGCAGACGCUUCCCUUGAUGUUCUGGAUCAUCCAGUCUUGAACUUGAUCUACUACACGUUGGUUGAGAUUCUGCCAUCAGCUCUGGUGCUGUACAUCCUCCGAAAGCUGCCUCCGAAGAGAGUAUCGGCCCAGUAUCAUCCGAUACGCUAGCUGCUUUUCCCAUGGGUUUUUUCAUAUUCCGCACAUUAGAUCAACCACAUCGCCUUCAUUGAAAGCCCCUUUUCAUCUUUUGAAUGUGAUGUCGGGUCAAGCGCAAGUGGUGCAGCAGCUGCAGUUCCAAGGAAACAACCCAGAUUGUCUUGUUACUGUAGUAAGAAUAGGCCCAUAAUGGCAGCGGUGAAUGUUUGUAAGCGUUUGUCAACACCGCUGGCUUUCAGGUUGUUGAAGGGAAGAAGCUUCCUCUCUCUUUUCUUUUCUUCUCCUUUUCCAAUUCCCUUUUGUUGCCUUUUUUAGUUUCUGCUAAGGACCGUCUGUAUGCAGUGGAAAGAAUAUUACGUAGAAGAAAAAUCUUUUAGUAGUUCUUUUAGUAGGGCUUUUGUUUCGAGUUAGUUUCUGAGAGCUCGGGGGACUUUAUGUCAGUGUAGUACAAGGAGGUUUGGUUUGCUGAGUUCGGAUCGCAUUCAUGUUUGUUAAUUCGUAAUCUGUUUUAUGUGUUCCUGAUAAAUUUGCCUCUCAUUUCUUGGCUUGAGAUUCAAAUCGCCGAAAUUGCCAAAGCCCGGAUUACUUGUGUGCUUCUUUCGUGUUUUGACUUCACAUGAUCGUCCAUUGAUGUUCGCACUUCAGAUUUUUCGUGUUUCGACUUCGCAUUCUUAAAAUCACAUCUCCAAAGUACAUGAAUUGACGAAAGCUGUAACUCAUGAACUUGAGAACCCUGAACUACCGAACAGCCCCUUUGUGAUACAGAAGAUAUAAAAGGACAUGAAGAUACUUCCAAGCUGAUUUUUGCUCAAAACUGCGACGAUAACCAGUGCCGCAAUGAACAGGGAGAAAGCAUAGAAUGGAAUCAGUCAUUGUUACUUUGUCAGAUAUUUCAAUCAAUUGACUCUUUGAUAUGAGCUAUCAGAGAAUGCCACAAAGCACAGCAAAAUACUAUAUACAUAUUAAAGGCUUCUAAUUCUAAAGAGUAUUAAGGUCUCUCAAGAUAGCUGAAACACUAAAAGGGUGGUUGAGCACUGUAUUUGCAGGGGCGAAAGAGGCGAUUGGGGAGCUACAUUUUGCUUGGUGGCUGUCCUUUCACAUCUAUCAAUCUUCGUGAAGCUCAGGAGCAGGGGGCUGGGCAAAUCUUACGUUGGCUGGCCGUGCAACUACAACAGCAUCAUCAGCAAACAAGGCCUUGAUGAACGAUGGGGUUCUCAGUGGCCGGCGGCCAGUCAUCCGGGGGUAUACAUCCUCGAGAAAGUAGUACGCAUGUCCAGCUAUCAUCCCCUGAAAUCAUUGUAACGAAAAAGUACUGAUUCAGACAGCUAAACAAAACAGGCUGCCAGAGACGAAAACUAGUCAUGUGAUAGGCAUCAUCAACUAAGACCUCUCGCUUGAAUAAGUUCAUGGAGAUACGGCAUUGCAUUUGCCACGAACAAAAUAAGAUCUAUAUGGGAUAUGCAUUUGUUUGGCAAAAGUACUUAUCCCUUCACUUAUAAAAAAAAAACUUAAGUAUC